GGUCCAUCUCAGCAAAGAUCUUCCACGAUCAGCACCUCGGUCCCUUCUUCACCAUGUCUGACCGCAAAUCAGCAUAUGGCGCACCUGCUUCCGACACCGAUUUUCGAAGAACCUGGGACAAGGCCGAAUAUGAAGCCAAAGCCAAGAAAGAGGAUGAAGAGCGAAGAGAGGAAAGCAAAGCCCGUUACGAGGCUAAACUACAAGGCAAGAAAUGGCACAAGGCAGUCGAUUUUUCGGCUUUGGAUGACACCUCUGCCCGGGGCUCCAGAUUAGAUGUCGCCUCCAUGGUGGGCAAAAGCACAUUAGUUCCUGCUGGUGCUGGAGUUGGCAAGCGAGGCAAAGGCGCCGGCUUCUACUGUGAGGCUUGUGACCUGACCUAUAAAGACAACGUCCAGUAUAUCGAGCAUCUCAACUCAAAACAACAUCUCAUCAACACUGGUCAAUCUGGAGAAGUCAAGAGAGCCACCCUACAAGACGUCAAAGACCGGCUCGAGAUGCUCAAGGCCCGCAAGAGGGCCCAAGAGGAGGAGGAUAAGAGGCUAGGUGAGGUUGACAUUCAAGCGCGGAUCAAGAAGGCCGAAGAAAUCGACGCGGCUGAGCGGGAAGAAAAGAGGCGCAAGCGAAAUGAGAAGAGGAGGAAAGGUGGUGCAGAUGGAGUCAAACAGGAAGAUGAAUGGGAAGGUCGACUUGGAAUUAUUACUUGAAGCGGUUCUGACAACCUCUGAAAAUGUUUGAGGUUCAAUGUUCCAUCAAUCCGCCAACAGUGAAGCGAUCCCAUCGUCUUGGUUGUCAUCCCAAUCCACCGCCAUCUAGCCGCCAAGGAAGCCUCAUCAGUCCUGCGAUCAGGACAGAGCCAAAUGGUACAAAAAGGUGUCUACAUUCAACGGUCCUGCCACGAGCUACGUUGCGGCAGCAGCCCAUGUUGAGUUCCAGUGUUCAGGGGAAGCAGCCUCUUCC
Messenger RNA from Exophiala mesophila, 957 nucleotides. RefSeq lists its product as uncharacterized. Gene Ontology annotation, molecular function: nucleic acid binding; zinc ion binding. Bases 54 to 704 code for a protein of 216 amino acids. Gene Ontology annotation, cellular component: spliceosomal complex; U4/U6 x U5 tri-snRNP complex. Gene Ontology annotation, biological process: mRNA splicing, via spliceosome. The record is from RefSeq and is a predicted model, not a curated record. Lineage: Eukaryota; Fungi; Ascomycota; Eurotiomycetes; Chaetothyriales; Herpotrichiellaceae. The transcript has a single exon.